Molecule: messenger RNA, 4902 nt
Organism: Grus americana (Whooping crane)
Lineage: Eukaryota; Metazoa; Chordata; Aves; Gruiformes; Gruidae
Gene: SEC24D
Product: SEC24 homolog D, COPII coat complex component
Exons: 24
Coding region: 289-3399 (1036 amino acids)
Biological process (GO): endoplasmic reticulum to Golgi vesicle-mediated transport; intracellular protein transport; COPII-coated vesicle cargo loading
Cellular component (GO): COPII vesicle coat; endoplasmic reticulum exit site
Molecular function (GO): SNARE binding; zinc ion binding
Source: RefSeq, a predicted model, not a curated record
AGAGCACCACACUGUUGCUGCUGCUGUGUACUGCACUAGCAAAUGUAGUAAUUCAGAAGAAUGUAAGAGCUCCCUCGGAUCGAGGGCACAGCCCACUCUUUCGUCAGAUUUCUACGCUCAGCCCACCUUCAAAGUAAAGAGAAAUUAAUAGAAUCCAGAUGUUUCGAUUGCAUGAAGAACUUUGCAGAGCAGCGCCAGCUGAAGAGGGUCUGCUGACUGAAAGUACAGACAUGGAGUGAUAAAGAUUCUUAAAGAGGACCCAAUACUUGGAAUGAAAAUAUUGCCAUCAUGAGUCAACAAGGCUAUGUUGCAGCUCCUCCAUAUUCCCAAUCCCAGCCAGGAAUAGGAGGCUUUUCUGCAGGUUUUGGACCACCUAACUCUUCACCUCAUUAUGGGCAUUGUGGGGACCCUAACUCCUCAUACUCAGCAACUCAACCAGGUGUGUCGAAAUCAACUGUGCCUUUUGGAUCUUCGGCCCCUGCUGGGCCUCCACCACCUGGUACACAUCAAUUCAGCCAGACCAACUUCCAAAAUGGGCCCAGUACACCAGGGCAGCAGCCACAUAGGUUUCAAGGCCCUCCACCUCCAAGCAAUACAGGACCUUCCUAUCCUCCCUACAGUCGUCAGUCACAACCAGCCUACCUAAAUACUGCAUCCACUUCACCUACAGCACAACUUGUUAACCAGCUCAACAGCAUGCAGAUAAAUAGCUAUGGUCCUGACACUGCUCCGAGCUCUCGCAUGUCUUCUGGGCAUCCGGCAUCUUUUCAGGGUCCACAACUACCACCACCAACUCAGCAGCAGAUCACUUUACCACCUGGAUCACAGGUUCCUCCAUCAGCAAAUAACGGCCUUUGUGCUCAACCAUCAUUGCCUCCCAUGGCCAGACAAGAUGGAAUCCCUGGACCUGUCCCUCCAAAUCCUAACUUUCAGCAGCUUCCAGCACAGCCUCCAGGGCCUGGAUAUCAUCCUCGGCAAGCAAACUAUGGUCCUCAGAUGGCAGGAUCUCAACUGUCUUAUCCUGGUGCUUUUCCUGGAGGUCCUCCACAGCUCCCAGGUCCACAGCAGAAGAAGCUUGAUCCUGACUCUAUUCCAAGCCCAAUUCAAGUAAUUGAAAAUGAUAAGGCUUCUAGGGGAGGGCAGAUCUAUGCUACAAAUACAAGAGGACAGGUUCCUCCUCUUGUCACCACGGACUGCGUAAUCCAAGACCAAGGCCACGCCAGCCCUCGUUAUAUCCGAUGUACUACCUACUGCUUCCCGUUGUCUUCAGAUAUGGCCAAACAGGCUCGCAUUCCACUGGCAGCUGUCAUCCAGCCUUUCGCUAUUGUACCACCAAAUGAGACACCUCUUUAUGUUGUAAACCAUGGCGAGACUGGACCAAUCCGAUGCAACCGGUGCAAAGCUUAUAUGUGUCCUUUCAUGCAGUUUAUUGAAGGUGGGAGAAGAUACCAGUGUGGAUUUUGCAACUGUAUCAAUGAUGUCCCUCCAUUCUUCUUUCAACAUCUGGACCACAUUGGCCGACGGGUAGACCACUAUGAAAGGCCUGAGCUAUCACUGGGAUCUUAUGAAUAUGUUGCUACUUUGGAUUAUUGCCGAAACAACAAGCCUCCAAAGCCACCAGCUUAUAUCUUCAUGAUUGAUGUAUCGUACAGAAACGUAAACAGUGGCCUAGUUAAACUCAUAUGUGAUGAACUGAAGACUCUGCUAGAUAAACUUCCAAGAGAAGAGCAAGAAGAAUCCUCAGCAAUUCGAGUUGGUUUUGUCACUUAUAACAAGGUCCUCCACUUCUUUAAUGUAAAAAGCAGUUUAGCUCAGCCUCAGAUGAUGGUGGUCUCAGAUGUUGGAGAAGUUUUUGUUCCUUUGCUGGAUGGUUUCCUUGUUAACUUUUGGGAAUCACGAUCUGUUGUUAUCAACUUGUUGGACCAGAUUCCAGAGAUGUUUGCAGACACUAACAAGAGUGAGACCAUCUUUGCUCCUGUUAUCCAGGCUGGCAUGGAGGCCCUAAAGGCCGCAGAAUGUGCUGGAAAAUUGUUUAUCUUCCAUUCCUCACUGCCGACUGCGGAAGCACCAGGGAAGCUGAGAAGCAGAGAUGACAAAAAACUACUGAAUACAGAUAAAGAAAAGACACUCUUCCAGCCCCAGUUAAAUUCUUACGAGGCCUUAGCCAGGGACUGCGUGGCUAAUGGCUGCUGCGUGAAUUUGUUCCUCUUCCCAAAUCAGUACGUAGAUGUAGCCUCCAUGGGCCUUGUCACAAUGUACACGGGAGGAACAUUGUACAAGUACAACAAUUUCCAGCUCGAUGCUGACAGCCCACAGUUCCUAAGUGACCUCAGGAAGGACAUAGAAAAAAAGACAGGAUUUGAUGCCAUAAUGAGGGUUCGGACAAGUACAGGCUUCAGGGCUACGGACUUCUUUGGUGCUAUUUACAUGAACAACACGACGGAUGUAGAGAUGGCAGCAGUUGACUGUGACAAGGCAGUGACAGUGGAGUUCAAACAUGAUGACAAACUGAAUGAAGACAGUGGAGCCUUAAUCCAGUGUGCUGUCCUUUACACCUCAAUAAGCGGGCAAAGAAGACUUCGCAUACACAAUAUAGGUUUAAAUUGUAGUUCCCAGUUAGCUGAUGUCUACAAGACUUGUGAGACUGAUGCACUUAUCAACUUCUUUGCUAAAUCAGCUUUUAAAGCCAUUCUAAGCCAACCACUGAAGAUGGUCAGAGAGAUCCUGGUGAAUCAGACAGCUCACAUGUUGGCGUGUUACCGGAAGAACUGUGCCAGCCCAUCGGCAGUAAGCCAGCUCAUCCUUCCGGAUGCAAUGAAGGUACUGCCAGUGUACAUGAACUGUCUGUUGAAGAGCUGUGUGCUGGUCAGCAGACCAGAAAUCCCAACUGAUGAGAGAGCCUACCAUCGGCAGCUGGUCAUGGCUAUGGGGGUUGCUGACACACAGUUGUUUUUCUAUCCCCAGCUUCUGCCAAUUCACAGCCUGGAUCUGAAGAGUGAUGCUGUGCCAGCUGCCAUCCGCUGCUCCGAGGAACGUCUCUCAGAAGGAGGGGCCUUCCUUCUGGCCAACGGUCUGAGUAUGUUCCUGUGGCUGGGAGUGAGCACGCCCCCUGAACUCAUCCAAGGGCUUUUCAACGUGCCAUCCUUUGCACACAUCAGCACCGAGGCUACAUCACUGCCUGACCUGGACAACCCCUUUUCAAAGAAACUUAAGUCAAUACUGGAGCAUAUCCAGAGCCAAAAGCCGUACACUAUGAAGCUGAUUAUAGUGAAACAACGGGAGCAGCCAGAGAUACUUUUCCGACAGUUCCUAGUAGAAGACAAGAGUAUUUAUGGAGGAGCUUCUUAUGUGGAUUUCUUAUGCUGUGUUCACAAAGAGAUCUGCCAGCUGCUCAGUUAAGGAAAUGCAAGUAUAAUUUAUCAGUUACUUUUUGAUUUUGCAAGAGGGACAGUCAUUGGUGCCUGAAGGCCGGCCCACAGCUCUGCUGUACCCAAGGCAUUCCACUGUGCUUUAGGGAUCCUUUUCUCUGCUCUUUUUUCGUACAGUUUCAUUUCAUACCACCUCUCACUGAGUAUUUAGCUUACUUUCUAAACUGUAGAAUAGGAAAUACUGCACUCAGGUAUUAAUCUUCUGGGAGUCCUGACUCUUUUUUACUAAGUGAAUUGCCAGAUUUCAAACUGUCAAUGCUUAAGAACAUAUGGUAUGCAUUUAUUAAAAUAUAAUUUAGAACACUCCUUAGUUAUUCCUUUUGCUAGUCAUAAAUUGUACAAGAGCCAGGAAAGAUGAUUAAAAUCUAUUCAGAAAAGGGAAAAAAAAUAUGCAAAACACUGCUUUUUCUGAGUGAGAGCAUACAGUUGAAUCAGAUUUGCAGUAAUCAUGUAGUUCAAUCUGAGUACUUCAGUAACCUUCCACACCUGGGGUUAUCCAGGAUGCAAAAAAUGCCUCAGUUACAACUGGACUUCAGUAAAUUUAACAACAGUGGACCAUAGGAACAACAGUGAUCAGACAAUCCUUUUGCUAAGUUUGGCGGAUAAUGCUACGCUAUUAUGGGACAAUUCUGUAGUCUUAAGGGCAGCAGUUUAGCACACUAUUUAAAUUACAUUUCCAAAAUUGAACAUAUAUUUCAUACAUUUGCUAACUGGAAUAUUCCCAAUACAGCUUAGAUAAACUUAGAUAAAUUUCAGUGGCAGAGCAACUGUAAGACAGUUGACACAUUAACCAAAGGUUACUUGUGGUGCUAUAAAAAGAAAGCCUCUUAUUUAAUACCGGUUCUAUUACAGUGACCUCCUCUCACAUGACUGAUCUAUUCAACAGUCACUGCUUUGAAAAAUAAGCCUUGCUAAUCUCAAUAUUUAAGGUAGAAUUAUAGCCAGUCUUUAGAAGAGCUGUUUGUUUACCUCAGUUACUUCAUCAGUCUGUCUGUAUCUUUAGGACCAAUGCCUCUGCAUGUGAGAUUUGAACUUUUCCAAACUUGAAAAGCUAUUGUUACAAAAAAAUCAGUGUUUCAAAGAAAGCAAAAAAAACCCUCAAAAAUAAGGGUAAGAGUUGGGCCUCAUUAAAAAUAAGUGCCUUUAAACAUGUUAGUGUCACUACUUAGUAUUAAUCAUUUUAAUAUCCAAGGUAAACAGUCAAGAUGCAUAUUUUUUUGGUUUGACAGCUUAUCAAAACAGUUGUAUCCUUGCGCAUUGACUAAGAGCUCUUAAAAUAAGCAGCUAUAUUACAAAAGGAGCCUUGGCAGCUGAAUUCAGCUGCCAAGACAAGCACCUUUUAGCUGAAGACAUUACCCUGUAUAAAGUAUUUGUUGCCAUUCCAAAUCAGUAUACUUUGUAAAAUAACACCAGCAAUGCUAUGUGUAAAGAAAUAAGCAAUUAUUAAAUAUAAUCAUUGUGUGUGUGUUUAUUC